Orbicella faveolata is the source of this 1022-nucleotide messenger RNA. RefSeq names its product G-protein-signaling modulator 2-like. Lineage: Eukaryota; Metazoa; Cnidaria; Anthozoa; Scleractinia; Merulinidae. The record is from RefSeq and is a predicted model, not a curated record.
AUGCAACAGCCGCUGUUACUUUGCAACCAACUUUCGUUAAAGCCAUAGCAAGUGGAGCCAAUGCCUGUGUAAAGCUGAAGCGUUACAAUGAAGCCACGACCUGGUGUGAUAAGGGAUUGGCAAUCGACAAGAACAACAAGACAUUAAUGGAUUUAUGUAACAAGUGUCUAAGUGGACCUUAUACAUCACAAGAAACAAUGCGAAAGAACACGAAUAGCAAACCUGUCACUCACACUGCUAUACGCCAGAAAAAGGCAGAUUCUUUAACGAAACCUUCGAAAGACGAGGCGGGAGACAAAUGUGGAGAAGGAUCUUCCUGUGGUAAUAUUAGCAACGCUUAUCAAAGUCUGGAGGAUCUCAGAACAGCCAUUGACUGCCAUGAAAGUCGUCUAGAAAUUGCCCAAGAAGUGGGAGACAAGGCUGCGGAAGAAGCGGCUAAUAGGAAUCUUGGCGCUGUUUAUUUUAUUCUGGGGGAUUUUAAAACGGCCAUUGGCUACCAUGAACGUUGUCUAAAAAUUGCCCAAGAAGUGGGAGACAAAGUCAGAGAAGGAGGAGCCUAUGGUAAUCUCGGCAACGCGUAUCAUUGCCUGGGGGAUUUCAAAACAGCCAUUGAUUACCAUGAACGUCAUCUAAAACUUUCUAAAGACGUGGGAGACAAAGGUGGCGUUGGAAUCGCCUAUGGUAAUCUCGGCAUUGCUUAUGAUAGUCUGGGAGAUUUCAAAAAAGCCAUUGACUACUAUGAACGUGUUCUAAAACUUGCCCAACAAGUGGGAGCCAAAGCCGGAGAAGGAAAGGCUCAUGGUAAUCUUGGGAUCGCUUAUAAUAAUCUGGGGGAUUUCAAGAGAGCCAUUGACCACCAAAAACGUUGUCUUAAAAUUGCCAAAGAAGUGGGAGACAAAGCCGGAGAAGGAAAGGCUCAUGGUAAUCUUGGCAACGCUUAUAUUGCCCUAGGUGAUUUCAAAACAGCUAUUGAAUGCUAUGAAUGUCAUCUAAAAAUUGCCAAAGAAAAACCUAUCAACUGA